CCGGCGAACGAAAACAAAACGCAAAGGCGUCCGAGUGCGAGAGGCUAGGACUGGCUGCAAUCGGCUUGCAAGGAACCAUUGUCCGAGGAAGGCUGUGCUGUGCGUGAGUGUUGUUUUUCAUGCCCAUUUUCACAGACCGCUGCAGAGGCGAAGGAGACGUUAUCGCGCGCCCGAAGCAGCAUCAAAUCGCCCCACGCCGUGGUCAAGUUUAUAAAUAAAACACACAAACCUCCCAUGCCGAGCGAAAGCGUCAACUCGACGCUGCUCGGGACUGGCGGGGCACUUGUCCCGAAUGCCUGGCCCCUCCCUGGGCGGCUUCGCGCCGUGUGCACGCGUGACGGUCGUGACGCCCGUCGGUACAGAUGAACCGGCCGCUUUCGCGGAGUUUAUUGAAGCAGCCGCAAUCGUGUGCUCGGCGUGGACGUAGCGGCGUGCCGUUCUAAAUUUAAACCCGGGGCUUUCCUCGGCCCCUUGGGGGUCGCUUCAUACUUCAAGCGUACGCGCUUGAGUUGAGCGCCCGAACCGGCCCCGGGAAGCCCCCGACGAUUGCCGGGAGAAUGAGAAAGAGAGAGAGAGAGAUGCGUUGCGAGAGAUACGGAAAUAGUUUUUCCCCGCCUUCAGCGCACCCGGAAAACUAAGGCCCGUUUCGCAGCGAUCUCUUGCUGAGAAUAGUUUCUUGGUGAGAAGCAAGAGAAAGACAGUCGAGAGAUUAUUGGUAUGGGAGGAACCCGUUUGGCUGCAUUGUACGCACAUUUAGCCACAAUCUGUUUUCCCCAAUCGCUACCUCCUGUGAGGCCAUCUCUCUCUCUCUCACACACACACGCACACCUGUUCGGGUUUGGCAUGAUCGGUUUGCGCAAGCCCGGCCGGCUCGCAGCCGGCGUAAGCUGGCGAGCGAGACCCUGGCAUGCCCGGGGGCCUUUUUCGUGUCGCUUAGCUCGAGCCGUACAGUCGUGCCGUGUUCGUUCCGGUCCGUGUGUGCACACGCAGCUUUCUAUAGCCCGUCCUGUCCGUCCGUUUUGGUGCGGAAUCAAGUGCUGCUCUUGAAUCGCGCGCGUGUGUGUGCUGUGUGUGAAGUAAGAUCAAUCCACGCGCCCCAACCAUGGAUCCGGAGGCGUUCCUAGACAUCGCCAACCAGGUGAUCAAGCUGAAGAUGUUCCCGUACUUUGACAUCGCGCACAGCCUGCUGUGCGCACUGUCGGUGAAGGAGGAUCUGGGCGCGGGCGCACACACCUUCUCCCGGAAGCACCCGCUCGCCUGCUGGCUGUCGACGAUGCUGGUCGUCUUUGCCGGCGGCAUGGUCGCGAACGGGCUGCUCGGCGAGCCGAUCCUGGCGCCGCUCAAGAACACGCCCCAGCUGCUGGUCGCGACCGCCUGCUGGUACAUCGUCUUCUACACGCCGUUCGACAUCGGCUACAAGGUGGCCAAGUUCCUGCCGAUCAAGCUGGUGGCCAGCGCGAUGAAGGAAAUCUACCGCGCAAAGAAGAUCCACGACGGGGUGACGCACGCCGCCAAGCUGUACCCGAACGCCUUCAUCAUCAUGAUCAUCAUCGGUACGCUCAAGGGCAACGGUGCCGGUUUUACCAAGCUGAUCGAGCGCCUGAUCCGCGGUGUCUGGACCCCGACGGCGAUGGAGUUCCUGCAGCCAAGCUUCUACACCAAGGCGUCCCUGAUCGCGUCGAUCAUCUUCGUGCUGGACAAGAAGACGGAUCUGAUCUCGGCCCCGCACGCCCUCGUCUACUUCGGCAUCGUCAUCUUCCUGGUGUACUUCAAGCUGUCGUCGAUCCUGCUCGGCAUCCACGAUCCGUUCGUGCCGUUCGAGAACCUGAGCUGCGCGCUGCUGUUCGGCGGCAUCUGGGACAGCCUGGCCAAGAUUCUGGGCCGCGGCCAGGCCAAGGAGGAGCCGAAGGAUGCGAAAAAGUCCAACUAAAGCCGGACACACUGCGCACGGAGUUUAGGAUUUUAUUUUUCUAAUACUUAGAAUUGCGUGUGUGUGUGUGUGGGUGCGCGUAUAUAUUUUUUUUUUACUUUUCUUUUGCGCUCCCCUUUUGAUCGGUUACACACACAAGCGCGCGCGUAUGUGUGUGGUAUUGUGUACGCGCCCCGAGCAGCUAUGCCAUUCUAAAUUUAAGCGCCGAUGAAAAAAAAAACAAACGAACCGGUCAAGGCUUUUUGGUUUGGAGGCAAACAUUUUUAGUUUCAUCCGUACUUUCACUUCCUUCAGGUUUGAUUUGACACACGCUUGCCAUACGGUGUGGUGUGGUUCCAUCCAAAAUCAAGACACACACACACACACUCACACCAUCGUAGAACGAAACCAAAGCCAAAAGGGUGUAAACACGUGUCCUGGGAGCAGGCACGUGUAGGGUCAUUAUUAUUUAGAAUGUUUUUUUUUUAUUAUUAUUUUACGCGGUUUGAUGUGGCCUAUUUUUUAUUUAUUUUUUCUAGUCCAGCUAAAAGAGAGAAGGCUUAAGUAGUGUAGCAUUAUUAUGUUUAUGUUACAGGUAGCUAGUUUUAUAUUAUUUGUGACCUUUUUUGUGUGUGUUAACUAUCUGGAUAGAGCAUAGAAGAAGCGCAAACAGCGAGCGAACAAAAACACACACACACACACACUUGCGGAUGAAACGUGGCAGGAAAAUGGGGAAGGGAAAGGAAAAGCACACCCCCAUAGCAGUGGGUGGUAUGGGGGGUAGUCCUUUUUCAGCAGCGUUUUCCCCGGAUAUUUCCUGUUAGACGCCAUAUUAGACAGUACACACAGAGAGAGACACACACACACAUGUACGCCGAACUUGAAAAGACUUAACUAUUACUAGACGAGGACGCCAGGGAUAUUCCUGCACAGAUGGGCACAGUUGGCAGGGCAGAACAGGAGACGAGACGCUCACCACAGAAUGAUACCCACCGUGCGCGGUCGGAUGUGGCCGGUGGACCGGGUGCCCGUCCCGGCUUUUCUUUUCGCCCACCCCACCCCUCCCCGUAACGAACCGAAAAGAGUAUAAUAUUCGAAGGCAUAAUACAACCAUAUUAUAGCGUUGCUAGCUUGUAACCGGCAGCCCGCUGCCGAGGUGUGGCGGGCGACGAUGCGACAACUUUUGAAGAGCAAUAAAGUAAAACACGCUGUGAUUCCAGGCAAGAUUUAACCAAAAAAAAAAGAAGCAUUCGGUAGAUUAAGUUUUGUAACAAAAAAAAUAACUGCAAACCCGGAAAAAACGCGUGUGUGAAAACAACCUUCCCCGCGCGCUGUAAAAAUAGAGCGGUGGCAGCAGUUUGUCGUGAGAACAGGGUGCGGUUAAAAAUAGAUAUAUGGCAAAAAGUGGUGUGGUAUGCGAAACGAAUGUAUCGCUAUCAUUAAACUGAGAGCUGCCCGUCAGGCAGCAGCAGCACCGUCAGGUGAGGAAAGAUCAGUUAUGAUGAAGCGUUGGUUCCAAUUAAUGAAGCAUUGGUUGAGAUCAUUUUUUUAAUCGCUUCUAACUAGUGUUGGGUAAAACUGAUUCAGAUUCAUGAACCUGAAUGAACCUUUGAAGUGAUUCACGAUUCUUUGCAACCGAGAUUCUUAUUCAUUGAAUUACCAAAGAUCCAUGAAUCUCGAAAGACUCAUGAAUUUCAAAAAAUUCAUCUAUCUCGAAAGAUCGACGAAUCUCUAAUGAUUCAUACAUCUCCAAAGUUUCUUAUAGCUUGAGUUUCUCAUUAUUCUUCUUCUUAGCCUAACAACCUACGUGAUUAUACCAGCAUAUACAGGCUUUCGAGAGUGAUUGGAAAGUAUUACGCAGCCGGAUAGUUUUUUUUUUUGCUACGGAAAGAAGUAUCACGGGCAUGUUAUUAAGUCGUGCGAGUUAACCAAUGUACCAUAGGAUCGAGCAAUUUAAAUGUUUUGAAAGUUAUACAU
Messenger RNA from Anopheles gambiae (African malaria mosquito), 3886 nucleotides. RefSeq names its product trimeric intracellular cation channel type 1B.1. Gene Ontology annotation, cellular component: membrane. NCBI's taxonomy places the organism in Eukaryota, Metazoa, Arthropoda, Insecta, Diptera, Culicidae. Gene Ontology annotation, biological process: potassium ion transmembrane transport. The record is from RefSeq and is a predicted model, not a curated record. Gene Ontology annotation, molecular function: potassium channel activity; identical protein binding. The transcript is spliced from 5 exons. The coding region runs from base 1103 to 1930 and encodes 275 amino acids.